Messenger RNA from Metopolophium dirhodum (rose-grain aphid), 1732 nucleotides. RefSeq lists its product as uncharacterized. The transcript has a single exon. Bases 161 to 1354 code for a protein of 397 amino acids. NCBI's taxonomy places the organism in Eukaryota, Metazoa, Arthropoda, Insecta, Hemiptera, Aphididae. The record is from RefSeq and is a predicted model, not a curated record.
GCGAUUACACCCGAACACCUCUCAUUCGCACAACGACACCAAACGACACCGAACGUCGUCGGUGCGCACACACUGUCCAUCGCCAUCACAACAACAACAACAACGGAGGUCCGACCACCGGGCACAUAACAAAACCACCGCGGCCAAUCAUACCGUACCGAUGACGCGCCCGCCAACGGCGGUGCUAUUUCUGCUGUCGUGCGUCAUCCCGAUGUCGCCGUGGCCGGGGUUCACCGUGGUCAAGGGCACGUGGGUCGGCCACCCGGAAUCGCCGUUUGCAGACCGGAUGGCGCUGUUCGAGCACGUGCUGCUCAACGACGCCCGGUGGUCGCCGGUGCUCAAGCAGAUGGUUAAGCUGUCCGUGCUCAGUCUGCCGCGGUACCGCAUGACGGAAUCCUACAACGAAGUUUUGAAUCGGGUUCAGCUGGUGGACCCGAACGAUACACAGGACCAUACGGUCAUAUAUGUUAUACAGCAACUGAUGGAGAAGACCCCGUGGUCGGGCACCAACGCGAACUUCGCCGCGUACGCACUGAGCACCGGGGUUACGUGCUUCACGUACAACAACGUGUCGUUUGUGCUGUCACUGGUCGUCAACCGCAUUGGCAUGUUGGCGCGAAAAAUGAGGGAACCCGUUAAGAAUAAAGAAGACGACGGUAAGGACAAGAAGAAGGUCGACGAGAACGUGGCUGGCAAUAGCUCAGACAGCGAGGACGGCAAGCCCUCAGACAAGCCAUUAGACAAGGUCGACGACGCGAUGGACGACGUGCGCAUGACGUUGGCAGUGCUCGUGGACAAGGUGGCGGCCGUGGAAGGUGAGUUGGCCUUUUUUGCCACCAGUCUGUACGAUUACGACGGCGCGGAAAAAACCGACAACGACCUCAUUCUGCUCAGAAUUCUCGAGAUGAUUAAGGAAGAGGUAGACAUCAGGCUUGGACGGCACUGUCACCCCACCCCCCAUACGGAGAUAUACCAGUAUCUGGGCGAGUAUGAAAGUCUGAACAACUCUCCACCUCCGCCAGAAGAACUCACGCCCAACGAUGAAACGCUGGAAAACGAGCUGAUCGAGUUCGGGAAGAUCAUCGACUCCAUGAUAGACGUUUACGACGGGCUCGACGUCGAAACGAUGCCCAUGGAGACUUGGUUACAAAUUCUCGAUUACAGAUUACCGAUCAGCAUGGACAUCAAAUUCUACAUUGAUGGCAUGCUUAAAGUCCCGAUUAAACCUGAUGAAACGUGGUCGGACCGAUUAAAAGGCGCGACCAAAAAAGAAAAUAAUGAAGGAAAUGGUAAGAAAAAGAAGAAGAAGCAAAAAACUAAAAAUAAAAAUAAACAGAAAAAGCGAUGGAAGUAAACACUCCAAAUCUCAGAAAAUAUAAACCGAUGGGGCGUUGGAAAAUAUACGAAUAGAAAAUUAUUAUAUUAAUUUAAAUAUCCUGAGUGUGAUUAGCAUAUUAUACGCAUUUAUUAGUUAUGAUUUUUUAGUAACAACGUGGAUAACUCGAAUAUUUAUUUUUAUUAAAGUAAUCUAUACUCGAUACUGUGUCCAUAGAGUCUAUAUAUUACUAUAGUAUAAAAAAUAUAUUAAUCAUUACAUUUCACUGUGUAAGCGAACUAUAUUUUACCGAAAUAUAAUAGUGUCAGUGUCUCGAAUUUUAUUAUUUUAACUAUUCUUGUAUCACAAUAUUUUAUUUUAUCGAUUUAAUAAUAUAAUAAACAAUGUAGAAUAUCA